AUGUCGCAGGGUCGCCGCGUCGUCCACCUGCGCCCAGGUUGCAGCGACGGCGACGCACUGCACGUGCCGAAGCAAGGCAACCACACUCAGGUCAACCCUCCAAAGCUAUACCUAGAAAAGACAGCGCAGCAAUGGAUGGAAGACCGAGGCGAAGCUCAGCUCGGCGUGAAAUACAUCCUCGAGGCUCUACCAAAUGGAUACACCAUGUGGCAGAGACCUCGUCCAGUUCGAGCUCUGCCUGCGAUCGGUUCGUCGACUCUGGCAGCAUUCCAGCGUCCUCCAGCACUCGCAGUACAGGCGAAAGGCAGACCAAAGCUGGUCGGUGCUGGGGUGAAUAGUAGUCACGUCGACGAUGAGGGCACUCCGGACAUAUAUCGAAACCUGAUAGACAAGCUCAGGCGGCAUGUUGACAUCGACGAGAUCAUUGAGCAACCCCUCAGCCCUGACUGGCUAGCUGAGAAGGAGGUCCUCCCUGGUAUCCUCCAAAAUUUGAAGGAACAAGACCAGUGGUUGCCCCGAAUCGGCGAGAUCGUGCUCUAUCUUCGCGAUUUGCCAGCUAGUGUUGAAGUAAUGCAACACGAACAGACUGGGGAGUACCAGCUGUACGACGAAGAGGCCGAAGUGUUCCUAGGCCCGCCGCGCUGGCAGGCAGGUCUGGUUGGAGAAGUGCCAACAACGGAAUUGCCAUCAAUUGCCGAUCUGCACCGCAGCGAUACCGGAGCUAGCGUCAUCUAUUCUGGUGUUCGCAUUGAACCAUUGCCGAGUCUUGAUGCACUAGACAAGUCUCUUUCAAAGAGACACAAGUAUGUCCCCCUGCGUCAGGUUCGCCCAUUUGCCCUCUGGAGGGAGCUCCUGAAGCAAGUACCACAGGAGGAAUGGCACGUGACGGUCAUUAAUGCUCUUACCGUAAGUUCCACGAUGAGCCUUUUUGGCCAAUAUCGAUUUCGCGGGUCCUGGCCUGAAGCAUUCAUCUACUGCUACGGUAUCCACUUUGGUUCUGAGGUCUUCACUAUCGGUGACACUAUACGCCUGUUGCCGAAUGCAUCAAAAUCCCAGGCUCGCUGA
Parastagonospora nodorum SN15 is the source of this 1065-nucleotide messenger RNA. RefSeq lists its product as hypothetical. Gene Ontology annotation, biological process: silent mating-type cassette heterochromatin formation. The transcript has 3 exons. Gene Ontology annotation, cellular component: SHREC complex; rDNA heterochromatin. The coding region runs from base 1 to 1065 and encodes 354 amino acids. The record is from RefSeq and is a predicted model, not a curated record. Lineage: Eukaryota; Fungi; Ascomycota; Dothideomycetes; Pleosporales; Phaeosphaeriaceae.